This is a messenger RNA of Musca domestica (house fly), 879 nucleotides long. RefSeq lists its product as uncharacterized. NCBI's taxonomy places the organism in Eukaryota, Metazoa, Arthropoda, Insecta, Diptera, Muscidae. The coding region runs from base 114 to 683 and encodes 189 amino acids. The transcript is spliced from 2 exons. The record is from RefSeq and is a predicted model, not a curated record.
CCGAUAACUAAGACAUGGACUAGAUCGAAACAAAAGAAAAUAAAUCAGUUGAUAUUUGAAGAACACAUCACAAAACAUUCAUUCUAAGAACGGACAAAAUAAAAAUAAUACAAAUGAGUACUAUAUCUCUACUGAUUGUUACACUACUAAGCGUACAGUGUAUUGCCGCACCAGCCGGAACCACGCCCACAACUACGGACGAGCUAGUCGAUUAUGUUUUGACCAAUAAAUACUAUUAUUUUGAUGCCAAAGCCCCAGCUUUGGAAGCUGAAUUGGAAGAAAUGCUAAGAGAAAUCUACAGUGCCAAGGAACAGCAUGCCAAUGACCCUGAGAAAUUGAAAAUCUACGAGGCGGCCCAACAUUUUGGAGAAAAAUACUUGGAAAUGUUCAGACGUCACAAAUAUCAGUGUGGUGUGAAAAAUGUAUUCCAUUUCAUGUCACCCGCUGUGACUCGCAUCAUUUUGGCUACUGAAAAUGUGGACAUAGCCAUACAUUGGCAUAAUCACUUUAAAAUGUUCAGCGAUGAAAUGAAAAACUAUGAGAAGAGAGUAGAAGAAAUACAUGACGCCAUCGAGGAGUUUGCCGGGGGAAAUCGCAGUGUUAAAAAGGAAUAUCAUGACAAAUACACGGCCAUGGUAAAUAACAAAUGUGAUCUGAAGGUCUUUAUGAAUGAAAUUCAUUAGAGGAAGAUGAAAUUUUUGGUUAUGUUUGGAAUAUUAUAAAAUGAGGUAUGUCAAUAAACCGCUGGGCAACGAGGGUCUUGUUUUUAAAUUACGGCUGCAGUAUUGUUUUAAUCUUUUUUGAAAAUUGGUUAUUCAUUAGUAAAACUGACCAAUGUAGGAAAUACAAUUUGAAGAAUAAAUAUUUUGUUGGCGCCCA